Molecule: messenger RNA, 369 nt
Organism: Chlorella variabilis
Lineage: Eukaryota; Viridiplantae; Chlorophyta; Trebouxiophyceae; Chlorellales; Chlorellaceae
Exons: 3
Biological process (GO): nucleoside triphosphate catabolic process
Molecular function (GO): nucleoside triphosphate diphosphatase activity
Source: RefSeq, a predicted model, not a curated record
CUGCAGGGCCUGCGAGCGGCGCAGCAGCGCUUUGCCGCGGAGCGGGACUGGGGGCAGUACCACACGCCCAGAAACUUGCUGCUGGCGCUGGUGGGGGAGGCCGGGGAGCUGGCAGAGUGCUUCCAGUGGAAGGGCGAGGUCUUGCCGGGCCUGCCCGGCUUCUCUGCAGAGGAGCGGCAGCUGAUUGGCGAGGAGCUUUCGGAUGUGCUGCUGUACCUGGUGCGGCUGUCGGAUGCCUGCGGCAUCGACUUGGCGGCGGCAGCCGCCGCCAAGCUGCGCAAGAAUGCGGCCAAGUAUCCGGCGGACCGCUGCCGCGGCUCGUCAGCCAAGUACACGCGGUACAGCCAGCAGGACACAGGCGCACAGGGG